Molecule: messenger RNA, 1800 nt
Organism: Fibroporia radiculosa
Lineage: Eukaryota; Fungi; Basidiomycota; Agaricomycetes; Polyporales; Fibroporiaceae
Exons: 10
Coding region: 1-1800 (599 amino acids)
Biological process (GO): nucleolar large rRNA transcription by RNA polymerase I; RNA polymerase I preinitiation complex assembly
Cellular component (GO): RNA polymerase I core factor complex; RNA polymerase transcription factor SL1 complex
Molecular function (GO): RNA polymerase I core promoter sequence-specific DNA binding
Source: RefSeq, a predicted model, not a curated record
AUGGCUCCUCGACGACGCUGCCCCGUGUGUGGUUCAAAACAGUGGCAUAAAGAGCCUGCCAGCGGGCUCAUCACCUGCAGUGAGGGACAUGUACUUCAAAAUUACCGCAACGAAACGAGAGAGGUCACUGACCUUGGCCCACAUGCACUUCGAAAGCGAACACUAAAGUCGGGGCGGAAGAGAAAAGAGAGGCAGAGCAAAGCAGAUCCAAAGUUGUAUCAUGGCGACAGAGCACGCUACCACUACUUUCAGUGCUUGCAGCUUAUCCUCCGUAUACAAGUCGCGUCUCUCACCGAGCUAUGGGGACUUCCCAAAGAGUUUGAGAUCAUUUGUAGGGACAUCUGGGCACUCCAUCUCAGCCUUCUCCCGAACCCGCCACCCCCGGAACCUCUUCUCUUUUCUCGGGAUGUCCACGGCACUGAACCUUCGAAUGUCCGACGAACACCCCCGCCCGAGGAGGGCAGUGACGAUGAGCGGGCGCGUGAGACAGACGGCGAACAGGAUGCAGCACAAGAUCACGCCUCUCGUCCCUCGUCCCCGUCUAGCUCUAGUUCUGAGAAUGACGAUGGAGAUGAUGACGAUCUGGAGAUGGAAGUCCUCAUGCAGGAGAACUCGGACACAUCGUCAUCCGAUGAGGACGACGCUCCGCGGCCUCCACGUGCAGAUGCCUACGCGGUCGCAAAGCGCAAGCAUCCUUCGCGGGUGUAUGAUGCACCCGCGAGUAACGUCGCUGUGCUCAUGGUAGCAUGCUGGACCUUGAGACUACCUGUGACAUACAUGGAUUUUAUUAGGCUUAUCGAGGAAUACAAGCUCCAAUACCUCGAUCCUGUCCGUUUCCUGCCAUGGAGCCUUGCAUCUCAUCUCACGAAACAUACCGUACAUGCGCUUUCUCCGCACCAUGCCCCUACUGUGCUACAUCUACACGGGCUUACGUCGAGAUUAGCGAAGUUGAUGUACCUGACUUACGACGUGCACACUCCGGAGAUGAACUCACCUCCGACACUUUGGCGUGCGGUUCGUAGUUUAUGCGGAACACCGACGCUCUAUGCUCUUACGAAGAAGGUGGCCCGGAUCGCAUCGAUACCUUUCACUCUUCAUCGUGCCCUCACAUCGCCACUCAAACACGAGAAAAAACGAGACCCGACGUGGCACAAAUUUGAUAGUAUUGUGCCAGAAGUUUCCCUUAUCGCGAGCGUGAUUGUGGUCAUGAAGUUGGUGUACGGUCUCGAUGACAACGGGGAAAGGCUACCCAGGGAGAAAGACGACCCCGCAUGUGCAUUGCCCCGGCUGUCGGAUUUAUUGAAAUGCAUCGAGGAAGUAGACACCAAAUCGGCUGACCACUUCCCGUUCUCGGCAAGCUCACCGCUGUCAGUCAUCGACAUGGACGAGCGGUCGCUCGACCAGUAUAUCGACUUUUGUGAAACUGCUCUUUUGCCUCACGAGGAUCGACAGAGCGAACAAAAUGCCGGCACAGACUUUUUCCCCCUCGAGCGACACAGCUCGCAGAUGUCAUCACCGCCCCAGGAUGAAAAUCUAGACGCGCCUGCAGCGCUGAAGGCAACUCCGCUGGACGCUGAGGAUGAUCAUCUGCGCCCAGGCGAAAUAUAUGCAAUCUACAACACGCUCGAUGUGCUCGGAUCGAUCCCGGUGCAGUACGAAGUGGUGGUGCGGCGAGCGGCUCAUUGGGCAGGGGUGCCUGAAGACUACGUCGCAGGGGUGGUAGAGCGAUUCGAAAGGAGACUCGUGAGAUGGUGGAGACGGGAAGGCAAGCAGCAGAGGGAUGAUGAAAGUGAGGAGUGA